Molecule: messenger RNA, 4309 nt
Organism: Ostrinia nubilalis (European corn borer)
Lineage: Eukaryota; Metazoa; Arthropoda; Insecta; Lepidoptera; Crambidae
Gene: GLS
Product: glutaminase liver isoform, mitochondrial
Exons: 11
Coding region: 436-2358 (640 amino acids)
Biological process (GO): L-glutamine catabolic process
Molecular function (GO): protein binding; glutaminase activity
Source: RefSeq, a predicted model, not a curated record
CUUCAUUUGAUAAGGACCUUGCAAACACGAAUCAAAUGAUAAGUAUACUUCAGACUCAGUAUUAAGUUUAUAAAUCAAAGCUGCCAGACUAUUGAUUCGUGGUUUAGGGUUUAGGUACUGUUACGUAUCAGACAGUAUCAGUCACUUCUCAGGUAACCUGAAAUCGAACCGUUUUGUCUGUGCGUACACAGAAAGUAUCAUUUCAGACGUGACGUAUAUUUUAAAUUGCCCAAUUUACGGGAUAUGCCGUGAUUCGCUAAGUGGUAAACGCUGAAAGUAAACAGUGGUAGAUAAAGGAGCGUCGCGCGUAGGCGGGGCCCUGACUGGCAGUCAGUUGGCGCCUGCGCGUUGGCCCAGCACGGUGGAACGCCAGCGCGACCGGUUGACCCACUCCGGCUCAGUCCCUCGUCAUCUGUUCAGCGUUUGGCCGUGGCCAUGAACAGCCGACAACUCCGACGACUGGCUACCGCCGCCAGGCCCCUAAAACCUUCCCCGUGUCUUCGCGUCCGAAAUUACAGUCAAGUGAGACCCGUCUAUGUAAUCGAUAAACAUAAAUGGCGGAACUCGGCGCCGACGUUCUACGCCGUUCAAACCAUCGAUAUGAGACCUUACUCGUUCGUGCACAACGUUGAUCCCGUCUUGGUUCGCGAAGGUUCUCACAGAAAUGCCGACGACGUCCUAUUUGAUAUGUUCAAGAAUGAAGACACGGGACUUAUGCCAGUUGGAAAGUUUUUGGCCGCCUUGAGAACCACCGGGAUAAGAAAGAACGAUUCUCGCGUGAAAGAAGUAAUGCACAAUCUAUACAAAGUACAUAAAGAACAAAAUUUCGAAGGAGGCUCCCCAGAAACGCUGAAGCUAGAUAGAAAAACAUUUAAGGAAGUGAUUGCUCCCAACAUUGUUUUGAUUACGAGGGCAUUCCGCAGUCAGUUUGUCAUUCCUGACUUCCAAGACUUCAUAAAGGAUAUUGAGGAGAUGUACUGGGCUGCAAAGAGCAACACCGAUGGAAAAGUGGCCAGUUACAUACCGCAGCUGGCUCGGGCCAACCCAGACUGUUGGGGAGUCAGCGUCUGCACAAUCGACGGCCAAAGAUUCUCUAUUGGUGACGUGACUGUCCCAUUCACACUACAGUCCACGAGUAAGCCCCUGACUUACGCAAUGGCGCUCGAAACUCUGGGACCUGAUGUGGUGCACAAAUAUGUUGGCACGGAGCCCAGCGGACGGAACUUCAAUGAACUCGUCUUGGACUACAAUAUGAAACCGCACAACCCGAUGAUCAACGCUGGUGCAAUUUUAUUAUGCUCAUUACUGAAAACCUUGGACAAGCCCGAAAUGACUCUCGCUGAAAAGUUCGACUACGUCAUGUCAUUCUUUAGUCGCCUUGCGGGAAAUGAGGUGUUGGGUUUCAAUAAUGCAGUAUUUCUGUCCGAGAGAGAGGCAGCUGACAGAAACUAUGCGCUGGGAUUUUACAUGCGCGAGCAUAAAUGCUAUCCGGAAAAGACAAAUCUUCGGGAAUGCAUGGAUUUCUAUUUCCAGUGUUGUUCCAUGGAGGCAAACUGUGAUAUAAUGUCGAUAAUGGCAGCGACCCUCGCAAACGGAGGAAUAUGCCCAAUCACGGACGAGAAAGUUUUGCGUCCAGACUCUGUCCGUAACGUUCUGUCCCUGAUGCACAGCUGCGGAAUGUACGACUACUCGGGACAGUUCGCCUUCAAAGUGGGAUUGCCUGCAAAAUCUGGAGUUUCGGGAGCUAUGCUUAUUGUUGUCCCCAAUGUAAUGGGCAUCUGCACUUGGUCUCCGCCUUUGGAUCCUCUAGGAAACAGCUGCAGGGGUCUUCAGUUCUGUGACGCCCUAAUAGAGCGAUUCAAUUUCCAUAAAUACGACAAUAUCCGCUACGCGAGUCAUAAAAAGGAUCCAAGACGGUACAAGUUUGAAACCACCGGUCUCAGUAUUGUGAAUCUGUUAUUCUCAGCGGCAAGUGGAGACCUUAGUGCUCUAAGAAGGCACCACUUAUCUGGAAUGGACAUGACAUUAUCGGACUACGACGGCCGCACUGCUCUGCAUUUAGCGGCGGCUGAAGGGCACCUAGCGUGUGUAGACUUCCUCUUAGCCCAAUGCGCGGUGCCCCAUGACCCCCGCGACCGCUGGGGCAGCCGCCCUCUAAACGAGGCCGAAACAUUCGGCCACACUGCCGUAGUCAAUUACCUCAAGGAUUGGGAACGCACACAUCCUCAUAACGAGGCUACUGACGCUCCACCGUCUUCUGUAGACGAUUUAUUAGAAGCAAAACCCGACGCCAACGACGCCGUCAAAGACCCAAGUAUACAAGAGAUCGUUUCGAGGAAUGGUGAUAAAGUACAGUAGAGAAUCUCAAUGCUUGAAUUUAUAAUCUCAUUAAACAAUGGCCAGUUAUUAUAUUAGAUACAUGUAUUUGCAAUUUGUAAUGUAUACUGUGGAAUACUAUUUAAACUUAUACAAGUAGUAGGCUGCACAGUCAGAUAUUUAUGUUGAAAAGUCUGUUCUUUCUAAUUUAUAUCUGCUUAAUGUGAUACAAGCAAAGCUGUUACUGUUCUAUUUACAUGUGACUCGCAUUCUUUCUGGCUGUAUAAGUAAUCUAAUGGGUGGUAAUCCUAAGGUGGGUUUUGAAAUAUGACAUAUUUAACAUUCCAUUAAAUAAUAUCCACCCAAGUUAAACAAUUUUCAAACAAGAUACUAGGGCAAGUGACCCGGUUGUGGCCACCGACCCCUUUGUGGCCAUUUAGAACUUCAAAUCGUUAUAACUAAGGCAAAGACUAAUAUAUUACUCUAUGGUUUACGGGAAUAAAAAUAUCUAAUAUUAGCAACACUGAUAGCGUUAACAGCUUUGAUGUGUCAAGCUUCACUUCAAUCCAACAAGUCAUUACUUUUUGAGAAGCGUUAAUUGUUUUAAGUCUUAGCAAAAAGGCUAAGGCGAGCGGGUGAGUAAACAAUCAUUAUUUUCUAAAUCCUUUUUAUUUUUUUAAAUGUUUAUGUUAAUCCUUAAUAAAGAAUACACUGUCUAUGUGGUACUAAUGAUAUUUUAUCGCUAUUUGUUUAGUAAGUGGGUUUAUGAGAGGUGGCCACUAAUGGAGCCAGAAUGAAUGAAUUUUCCCAUCUUUGGCCACAUGACUGGCCAAAAGUGGUGCACGUAGAACCCCACUUUUGGCCAUUUAGUUUUUAUCGUGAUUUUUCAAUUUAAUUACUUAGCUAUUUUGAUAUAAGUAAUCGAUUCAUUUUCAGAGUUACGAUUAUAAUGCCUCCAUCGAAACCAAAUACUAAAAAAAUCGGUGUUGUGAAAAGAAAAUUGUUCCAGUACUAACCGCAUAAACUUAUAAGGUUAGGUAUAUAGGUUAAUGUUGAUCUCCUUAUUUGUAAUUUCAAUUCAAGCUGAGAUAUUAUAUUUCAUACUAGCGGCCGCCCACGACUUCGUACGCGUGGAUCCCGUUUUACCCCCUUCAUCUAUCUUACGCGGUUUAGAUUUUUUCGUACAAAUGUUUUUUCCCGCUAACUCCCGUUCCCGUGGGAAUUUUGCAAUAUCCUGUUGUAACUAAGCUUUAAGUUUACUAAGGUACCUACAUCCCAAAUUUCAAGCGUCUAACUUAAGCGGUUUAGAUUUUUCAUACAAAAGGAUUUUCCCGCUAAUUCCUGUUCCCGUGGGAAUUCCUAAGUAUACUAUAACCUGCCCAGGAGUAUGAAAAAUAAUUGUACCAAGUUUCGUUAAAAUCCGUCGAGUAGUUUUUGUUUUUUUUUAAUGAAUUUUGAUGGCCAGAACUGGCACAUGACUGUGGCCAGAAAUGGGGUAAAGCUGGCCAAAAAUGGCACAAAUUCCCAUUCCUUUUUAUUUCUACAGGAUUAUUUUUCCAUUGAAUCAUUAUGAAAAAAAAUGUAUCCUUAGGCUAGAUCUAAAUAUAUUUAAUCACUUUUUACAAGAAAUAAGUCCGUGAUAACAAAAACUGUAAAAUGAUAUAGCCUCAAAGUCUAAAAAAUUCUUAAAAUGGCCAAAACCGGGUCACCUGCCCUAUGUGGUUUUUUAAAAUGUCUGUUGUUAUAAUAGUUAGUAGUUUGGAGUGUAGAAGCUUUGUUCAUUCUCACUCAAAAUAGUUUCCCUAACAAUGUAAACAAUUAUAAAAGGAGUGUUAAACAUUUUUGAUAGAGAUAUUAAAAUAUCAUAUUCAGACAAUAAAUAGAUAUUUUAAAAAAUGUUGUAAUGAUUAUACUAGAGGUUGUUCCCAGCCAGUCACAUUAUAAAUGUUGUCCAUGUAUAAAUAAGUCAAUUAAAUGAUUUAUGUAUUCAUUA